Messenger RNA from Theobroma umbraticum, 3194 nucleotides. Lineage: Eukaryota; Viridiplantae; Streptophyta; Magnoliopsida; Malvales; Malvaceae. The record is from RefSeq and is a predicted model, not a curated record.
CGAGUGACGGUGAGAGCUGGGAUGAGAUCCCCAAAUUGGCGAGUGAGAGCGAAAGCGAGUGGAAACCCAAACCCCGCAUGAAGGAAACCCUAAAAAUCUAAAUCCCCCCCAAUUCUCUACGCGCCUUAACCCCACUCGCCUUCGGUUUUCGCAGAAUCAUCACUCAUGCUAUUUCACCUCCACUUCAGGUUUAGUCAAGGUAACAGUUGGUUCAAGUAAAUAUCUUUUCAGUCAUGGACAUAGAUCUUAGGUUACCUUCUGGUGAGCAGUGUAAGGAAGAUGAAGAAGCAAAUGGAAUUGAUAAUAUAUUGGAUGGUGAUGAAAAAUUGCAUAAUGGAGUGGUUGAGGCUGGAAAUAUUGCUCAUGUAGGAGAGGAUGUACGCCCUGAAGAUGGUGUGGAAAUGAAUUCUUCUGCUGUGGAUAUGGUGACCUUCAAGGAGGAUACCAAUCUUGAGCCACUUUCUGGUAUGGAAUUUGAAUCACAUGGGGAAGCAUAUUCUUUUUAUCAAGAAUAUGCUCGGUCUAUGGGAUUCAACACUGCUAUACAAAAUAGCCGCCGUUCGAAAACAUCAAGAGAAUUUAUUGAUGCAAAAUUUGCCUGUUCUAGAUAUGGAACCAAGCGGGAGUAUGACAAAUCCUUUAAUCGGCCACGUGCCAGACAAAGCAAGCAAGACCCAGAUAGUACAACUGGUAGGCGAUCAUGUUCAAAGACAGAUUGUAAAGCAAGCAUGCACGUGAAGAGAAGACCGGAUGGAAAAUGGGUUGUACAUAGCUUUGUGAAGGAACAUAACCAUGAACUUUUGCCAGCUCAAGCUGUCAGUGAACAAACCAGAAGGAUGUAUGCUGCAAUGGCUAGACAAUUUGCUGAAUAUAAAAAUGUUGUUGGUCUGAAGAAUGAUCCCAAAAAUCCAUUUGAUAAAGGUCGAAAUUUGGCAUUGGAAGCUGGAGAUGUUAAGAUUUUGCUCGAAUUUUUUACACACAUGCAGAACAUAAAUUCAAACUUUUUUUAUGCAAUAGACCUCGGUGAAGAUCAACGCCUGAAAAGUUUGUUUUGGGUUGAUGCAAAGAGUAGGCAUGAUUAUAGUUAUUUCUGUGAUGUUGUGUCUUUUGAUACUGCUUAUGUUAGAAACAAAUAUAAAAUGCCUCUUGCGCUGUUUAUUGGAGUGAACCACCAUUACCAGUUCAUGCCACUUGGAUGUGCAUUGGUAUCAGAUGAGAGUGCAGCAACAUUUUCUUGGCUAAUGCAGACAUGGCUGAAAGCAAUGGGUGGACAAUCUCCUAGAGUCAUCAUCACUGACCAAGACAGAAUUGUGAAAUCUGUUGUUGCAGAAAUCUUUCCAAAUACUUAUCAUUGCUUCUUUCUAUGGCAUGUACUCGGGAAGGUUUCUGAGAAUCUUGGUCAUGUAAUCAAACAGCAUGGGAACUUUAUGGCAAAAUUUGAGAAAUGCAUCUACAGGUCAUGGACUGAAGAGGAGUUUGCUAAAAGGUGGUGGAAAAUUCUUGAUAGAUUUGGACUCAAAGAUGAUGAAUGGAUGAAGUCAUUAUAUGAAGACCGCAGAAAGUGGGUGCCAACCUAUAUAAUGGAUGUUUUGUUGGCUGGGAUGUCUAUGGUUCAGAGAUCUGAGAGUGUGAACUCAUUCUUUGACAAGUAUGUACAUAAGAAGACCACUGUGCAAGAGUUUUUGAAACAGUAUGAAGCAAUUUUACAAGAUAGGUAUGAAGAGGAAGCCAAAGCAAAUUUUGAUUCAUGGAGCAAAGUGCCUACACUAAAAUCUCCAUCACCUUUUGAGAAGAGUGUUGCAGGGUUGUACACACACACAGUAUUCAAGAAGUUUCAAGUUGAGGUUGUGGGUGCAAUUGCUUGUCAUCCCAAGCCAGAAAAUCAUGAUGCAACAAGCAGCAGUUUCAGAGUUCAAGAUCUUGAGAAGAAUCAGGAUUUCGUUGUUACAUUGAAUGAGAUGAAGUCUGAAGUUUCUUGUAUAUGCCGAUUAUACGAAUACAAAGGCUAUCUCUGCAGGCAUGCUAUGGUUGUUCUCCAAAUAAAUGGCCACUCAACAAUCCCAUCUCAAUAUAUUUUGAAACGAUGGACAAAAGAGGCAAAGAGCAGGCAUUUCAUGGGAGAUGAAUCUGAGCAGGUGCAAUCUAGGGUGCAGCGAUACAAUGAUCUAUUUCAACGGGCAAUGAAGUUGAUUGAGGAGGGUUCACUGUCCCAAGAGAGCUACUAUAUUGCGUUCCGAAGCCUAGAAGAAGCUUUUGGGAACUGUUUGAGUGCAAACACUUCUAACAAGAGCCUUGCGGAAGCUGUCACAUCUCCCACCCAGGGUAUGAUCUGUAUUGAAGAAGAUAAUCAAAGCAGAAGCACGAGCAAGACAAACAAGAAAAAGAAUCCAACCAAAAAAAGAAAGGUUAACUAUUAUAGCUAUUGGCAUGUGGAUAUAUUUUUGCAGAUUCUAUAUCCAGUACUUAAUGGGAGUUUUGUUUUGUUUUUGUUUUUGUAUUUUGUGUGUGUGCUAUUUUUGCAGGGAAACUCUGAACAGGAGGUAAUGACUGUUCCGGUAACAGAUGGCUUGCAACAAAUGGAUAAAUUAAGCUCAAGAUCAGUAGCCCUAGAUGGUUAUUUUGGUGCGCAACCAAGUGUACAAGGAAUGGUGCAGCUUAAUUUAAUGGCACCACGUGAUAAUUAUUAUGGGAAUCAACAGACAAUUCAGGGGCUGGGACAGUUGAACACCAUAGCAGCAAGCCAUGAUGGAUACUAUGGCCCUCAGCAAACCAUGCCUGGGAUGGGACAGAUGGAUUUCUUUCGAACACCUGGUUUUUACAUCCGGGAUGACCCCAACGUGAGAGCUGCACAGUUGCAUGAUGAUGCAUCAAGACAUGCAUGAUGAAUCUCUUUGUAGGUGAGGGUGAAAGAAUAUAAUUAAAUGUUGAUAGGAGGGAAGAUUGUUUUGAAGCUGACUUGGAUGUAAAGAACGGAAAGUAUGAUGCAUUGCCAGAUUGUCAUUAUUAGGAGUAAUCUUCUCUUUUGGUGUCUGUAAGAUAAGAUAGAUUAGGAUAUUAUCAUCACCAUCUACAGGGGAUAUAGUUGAGAGAUGGGACAAAUUCAGGUUGGUGCUUAUGUCUCUUGUAAAUUCUGUUGUACUAUUGUAUCUGUGAUUGUUACAGUCUGAAUAGGUUAAAUUGAAUUUCAGUUAUAA